AUGCGCGCCGCCAGCCUGCGCCUGGGCAGCCAGGGCGUGAAGAAGACCUACGACGACGCGCUGCUCAUCAUCGGCGACGCCGCCGGCCACAUCGACCCCCUCACGGGCGAGGGCAUCCACACCGCCAUGAUGGGCGGCAAGGCCGCGGCCCAGACCCUCCUGGAGAUGCGCGAGGCGGGCGACUACUCGGCUGCCAACACUGUGCGCUACCAGCGGCGCUGGGUGGAGCUGUACGGCCACGACUUUGGGCUGUCCACGGCCUUUGCCAACCUGAUCUACCGCUACCCCAUCAUCAUGGACGCCAUGGCCAGCGAGGUCAAGCGCAAGGGCGACGUGUUCAUGUCCAAGUGGGCUGAGAUCAUGACCAACAUGCAGCCCAAGACCUACUUCCUGCGCCCUGACGUGGCCCUGCAGAUGGGCUUUGCCAUCGCGCGCGAGGUGUUUGAGCAGAAGGUCAUCGGCAAGGAGGACAAGUACCAGCUCAAGGCCUAG
This is a messenger RNA of Monoraphidium neglectum, 492 nucleotides long. RefSeq lists its product as hypothetical. The record is from RefSeq and is a predicted model, not a curated record. Bases 1 to 492 code for a protein of 163 amino acids. Lineage: Eukaryota; Viridiplantae; Chlorophyta; Chlorophyceae; Sphaeropleales; Selenastraceae. The transcript has 4 exons.